This is a messenger RNA of Taeniopygia guttata (zebra finch), 7514 nucleotides long. It is a transcript of the gene CNTNAP4, whose product is annotated as contactin associated protein family member 4. NCBI's taxonomy places the organism in Eukaryota, Metazoa, Chordata, Aves, Passeriformes, Estrildidae. The record is from RefSeq and is a predicted model, not a curated record.
AGCGCCCCGCGGAGCAGCAGCGCCCCGCGGAGCAGCAGCGCCCUGCGGAGCCGGCUGCCGGCAGAGCCCCCAGUGCCUCCGUGGCACUGCUGGGGGCGAGGUUCUCGCUGCUGCUCCUCCGGGCUUGCUGCUGCGAGACCGAGAAGCAGAUGCGGAGGUGAGCGUGCGUGCGGCAGGAGAUGCGGAGCGCGUUUGGCUGAGGUGCCUGGCCCCUGGGAAGCGCUGCGAGCAGAGGCGGAGAGAGGCAGUGGGAAGGAGGCAGGAGCAGAACUGAAGUACAGCGCAGCUGUUUCCGAGUACUCUGGUUCUUUUGGGUGCCUCAAUGAUCGUGAACAUGGAUUCUGUCACUGAAAUCUUCUUGAAGCUGCUCUUUCUCCUGUCUGUUCAUCGCCAGCACAUGGCAGUGGCAGGGAAUAAAUAUAAUUGUGAUGAUCAGCUGGUGCCUGCUUUGCCUCAGUCAUCAUUCAGUAGCUCAUCAGAGCUGUCUAGCAGCCACAGCCCUGGAUUUGCAAGGCUUAAUCGAAGAGAGGGUGCUGGUGGCUGGUCUCCACUUGCGUCCAAUAAAUAUCAAUGGCUUCAGAUUGAUCUUGGUGAAAGGACUGAGAUUACUGCUGUUGCUACUCAAGGUGGUUAUGGGAGCUCAGACUGGGUAACAAGCUACCUUCUGAUGUUCAGUGACAGUGGACAGAAUUGGAAACACUAUCGUCAAGAAGAAAGCAUUUGGGCCUUUUCUGGAAACACAAAUGCAGACAGUGUCGUGUACUAUAAGCUUCAGCAUUCGAUUAAAGCAAGAUUUCUCCGUUUUGUGCCCUUGGACUGGAAUCCAAAUGGCAGGAUUGGCAUGCGCGUUGAAGUGUAUGGAUGCACAUAUAGGUCUGAGGUGGUUGGCUUUGAUGGGAAAAGUUGUCUAAUUUACACAUUAAAUAAAAAACUCAUUAAUGCACUGAAAGAUGUGAUUUCUCUGAAGUUUAAGACAAUGCAAAGUGAUGGAAUUCUCCUCCACAGAGAAGGACAAAAUGGAGACCACAUCACCAUGGAAUUAACUAAAGGGAAGCUGUCCCUACUCAUUAAUUUAGGUGAUACUAAAACUCAUCCUUCUAAUGCCCAAAUUAAUAUUACGCUGGGCAGCCUUUUGGAUGAUCAACACUGGCAUUCUGUUCUCAUUGAGCAUUUUAACAAUCAAGUAAACUUUACAGUGGAUAAACACACUCAUCAUUUUCAUGCCAAAGGAGAAUUCAGUUAUUUGGACCUUGAUUAUGAGCUCAGCUUUGGAGGGAUCCCAGUGCCUGGAAAAUCAGGGACAUUAUCACGCAGGAACUUUCAUGGGUGUUUGGAAAAUAUUUAUUAUAAUGGAGUGAACAUUAUUGACCUGGCCAGGAGGCAUAAAUCUCAGAUCUACAUUGUGGGCAAUAUGUCCUUCUCAUGUUUAGAGCCACAGGUGGUUCCUGUUACAUUUCUGAGUUCCAGCAGCUUUCUGGCGCUGCAAGGCACAUCAGGGCAAGAUGAAGUAUUUGUCAGUUUUGAGUUUCGCACUUGGAACAAGGAAGGACUUCUAUUAUCCAGUAAACUGCACCAGUCAUCCGGUGGUUUCCUCUUAUAUCUGAGUGACGGGAGAAUCAAAAUCAAUCUUCAUAAAACAGGAAGAGUACUGAGUGACAUCGCUACAGGUGCUGGAUUAAAUAAUGGCCAGUGGCAUUCUGUAUCUCUCUCUGUCAAAAGGAGUCGUAUCAGUGUAAGAGUGGACAAUGAUGUGACCACAUCCGCUCAUGCCUUCAUACCUCUGCAGAUUUAUUCAGAUGUUUUCUACUUUGGAGGCUGUCCUAGCAGUGGAAACAUUUCUGAAUGUAAUACCUCAUUUGGUGGUUUUCAAGGGUGCAUGCAGCAUAUUUCCAUUGGUAACAAAGCAGUGGAUGUGAUCUCUAUUCAGCAAAACGGUUUUGGCAAUUUCAGUGAUCUUCUCAUAGAUUUAUGUGGCAUUACAGACAGGUGUUUGCCUAAUUACUGUGAACAUGGUGGUGAGUGCUCACAGUCCUGGAACAGUUUCCACUGUAACUGUGCCAAUACUGGUUACAAGGGAGCUACUUGCCACUAUCCCAUCUAUGAGCAAUCAUGUGAAGCCUAUAAGCACAGAGGGAACACUUCAGGCUUUUACAAUAUUGAUUCAGAUGGAAGUGGCCCCUUGGGACCAUUUCUCGUAUACUGCAAUAUGACAGAUGCAACAUGGACAAUUAUACAGCAUAACAGCACCAACCUAACCAGAGUUAAAAGUGCUAAUCGAGAGAAUCCACACACUGUGUUUUUCAAGUACUCUGCCAGCCUAGACCAGCUUCAGGCUACAAUAAACCUUGCAGAUCACUGUGAACAGGAGCUGGCUUACUACUGCAAAAAGUCAAGGCUUUUAGAUAAGUCAGAUGGGAUGCCACUGAGCUGGUGGAUUGGAAGAACCAAUGAAACUCAUACUUACUGGGGAGGUUCCUUGCCUGCUGUACAAAAAUGUGCUUGUGGACUGCAGGGAAGCUGCAUUGAUUCCCAGCAUUACUGCAACUGUGAUGCAGACAGAGAUGAAUGGACAAAUUAUACUGGCUUCCUCUCCUACAAGGACCAUCUACCAGUAACUGAAAUUGUGAUCACAGAUACUGACAGACCAAACUCGGAAGCUGCUUACAAACUGGGGCCUUUGCUUUGCCGUGGUGAUAGAACAUUUUGGAAUUCAGCUUCCUUCAACACAGAGACAUCCUACCUGCAUUUCCCCACCUUCCAUGGAGAAUUCAGUGCAGAUGUCUCAUUUUUCUUUAAAACUAUUGCAUCCUCAGGAGUGUUUUUAGAGAACCUGGGAAUUCAAGACUUCAUAAGGAUAGAGUUACAAUCUCCAUCUGAAGUGGCUUUUUCAUUUGACGUGGGAAACGGACCUAGCGAAGUCGUAGUGCAAUCACACAAUUCCUUAAAUGACAACCAAUGGCAUUAUGUGAAGGCUGAGAGAAAUGUCAAAGAGGCUUCCUUACAAAUAGAUCAACUUCCUCAAAGAUCUCAGAGUGCUCCACCUGAUGGACAUAUCCGCUUGCAACUCAACAGCCAGCUUUUUGUAGGUGGAACAGCAUCCAGGCAGAAAGGAUUUUUGGGAUGCAUCCGUUCACUACGGUUGAAUGGAAUGGCCCUUGACCUGGAAGAGAGAGCAAAGAUAACACCAGGAGUUGAACCUGGCUGUCCUGGACAUUGUAGCAGCUAUGGUAACCUGUGUCACAAUGGUGGCAAAUGUAGAGAGAAAUACAGUGGAUUCUCCUGUGAUUGCACUUUCUCAGCCUAUGCUGGGCCAUUCUGUAAGAAAGAGAUCUCUGCCUAUUUUUGGACUGGCACUUCUGUGACAUACAACUUUCAAGAAUACUACACAUUAGCUAAAAAUUCCAGUUCUCAUGCUUCUUCUUUCUAUGCUGACAUGACGCUGGCCAGGGAAGCAAUUACAUUUGCCUUUCGAACAACACGGACACCAAGCUUACUGCUCUAUGUCAGCUCCUUCUACAAGGAGUACCUCUCGGUCAUUCUCACCAGGAAUGGAAGUUUACAGAUUAGGUACAAACUAGAUAGCCAUCAAGAUCCUGAUGUCUUCAGCAUCAGUUUCAAAAGCAUGGCUGAUGGACAGCUACAACAUGUGAAGAUAAAUAGAGAGGAGGAAACACUUUUUGUAGAGGUUAACCAGAAUGAAAGAAUGAAGUUUAUUCUGUCUUCAGGCACAGAAUUGAAUGCAAUCAAGUCUCUCACACUUGGGAAAAUUUUAGAAAACAGUGAUGUAGAUGAGGAGAUCAUAAAGGCAAACUCUCAGGGGUUUGUUGGCUGUCUAUCUUCAGUGCAGUUCAACCACAUCGCUCCUUUGAAGGCUGCACUGCACCACAGCAGCUCAGCCCCUGUCAUUGUAAAAGGGCGUUUCACUGAAUCCAGCUGUGGUGCUUUAACUGGAGCUGACUCAACAUCAAGUGAAACAACCCAUUCAUUUGCAGAUCACUCUGGACCAAUAGAUGAGGGAAAGCCCUUAGCUAAUGCAAUCAGAAGUGACUCUGCAAUUAUUGGAGGUGUGAUAGCAGUUGUCAUAUUCAUUGUACUUUGCAUCACGGCCAUAGCCAUACGCAUUUAUAAAAAAAAAGGCAUAUACUCAAAAAAUGAGGCAAAAGGAUCUGAAAACGAAGACAGUGCUGAAUCUGCAUUGAAAAGUGAGCUCAGCAUGCAAAAUACAGCCAAUGAAAAUCAAAAGGAAUACUUCUUCUGAUUAUCAUUAAUGUUUUAAUUUAAUAUAAUAACGUGACAGUCUGACUUUCUUGCUAAGCCAGGGGGCUCUCACUGGGCAGAAAAAGUUCUUGCACACUACUCUAAAUGCAAUGGAUUUGAGACUUGCUAUACUGGAUAUGUUCAGUCUCAGUGAUUGCUGUAGCGGGCCUCUUUGAAUUACAUGCAUUCCUUAGCUAUUAUACCGUAAAUGCAUUUUAUGUAACAGUGAAUUAGAUAUUGUAACCAAUUUCAUUGUUGGUAGUUUCUGACUGUUCUAAUGUGACCUUCUACAAAUGAAGUUUAAUGUACACACUGAAUAUGAUUUUUGAAUGGGAAAAUUGUUAUUAAUUUAUUCCUAUCCUUUUCUUUAAAAUUUGAUUGAUGAUUUUUUUGUUCAAGGUGAAAAGUAGAUUCUUAUACUUUAUGUUACUAAAGAAAUUCUGCUGUGCUGCAUUAUGGUGAUCCGUCUUACUUCCUCAAACUGAAAAUGCCUUUUGAGCUGCUGUUGGCUGGUGUCAGCAUCUGCUUGUGAGCCAUGGCAUUUGAUGUCCAGAACAAACUGUAUUUUUUUUCUCCCUGGGAUGUGACUGAUAUCUUCAUUAUCCCUUCCUUUUGUCAGGCUUAGCAGAACUGAAGAGUGUACAGUGGGUUGAAAUAUUUAGAAUCUCUUUUGCAGUAGAUUUUCACUUACAGUCAGGUGAAGGCACCAAGAGACUCAUGCACAUUCUGGGUAUUUUGAAUAAAACUGGGGGGGGAAAGGCAAGACCUUUGGAAAGAUCAAGUAAAACACUAGCAAUAGUUAAUUUAUCAAGAAUGAAUACACCAAAAGAUGGUCAAGGUCACUGUCCCUCAAAAUUAGUGAUGAUGCUUCUGUCAAAAAGUAAUGCUCAGUGCACUACGUGGGAUGUAUUCUCUGAAACUGUUGUAUCUAUGAUUUUUUCCAGACCUCAAGACUAUUUUGUUCUAUGUUAUAGAAAUUAUACAGUGUCUGCCACUUGAACACUUUAAUCCUGCACUUUUAAUAGUACCUACUAUACCUCUGUGAGAAAAGGUCUGAUUACGCCACUCAAAAUUAAACAUUUGCUUACUAUGCUGACAGAGUAAAUUAAAUAUAUUUAUAUUGUACAAACAAACUGUUAGAUAUGAGGGCUAGGUGUAAGUUGUCUAAAAAGAAGAAUGUAAGGUCACUUUAGACACCAUGGGGUAUCUGAAAUACCCAUAUGGCCUGAUGUGAAUGUCAGAGAUUCUACAGGUUUAUGUCUUUUGGAAGACAUACACAGGAAUUGGGUAGAAGGCAUUAAAAUGGCAUUAGAUAUUUAGGUAUAUUUAGGUAAUUGACCCACACAAAGCAUUUUUUUUUGUUUUCCCCAGUCAGAUGACUGGAUGUCUAAAGCUUGGAUCUGAGAAUUUCUGUGACCUUGUAGACUUGAGUUUGAAAUUUAAAUACCUUCCAGAAUUUAUUUAUACCUACUCCCACUGAAAGCAAUGAGAGCAAUCAUUGUUUUUCUAUUCAAAAAAUAAAUGCUAGACCCCAGAUUCUGAAGUUUAGAAAAUGUUUAUUAUAGGUGCCCAACAACAUUAUUAAGACAUGGAAAACUGACAUGAUAUGGCAAAACCCUUAAUAUGUAAAUUUAUUUACAUAAAUGUUAAUUGUAAAUAUAAAUGUCCAGCAGAUGGUUUAGUUUAAGACUUAUUUUCUUCCAUCAGUCUUUACUUUCAAUUUUCAGAAUUCUACCAUUCCUUUCUACUUCCCUCUAUACAGAUUUACUUAAUUUUUAGGAAAAAUUUAUUUCCUUCUUUAGGGUGCCUGGAUGCUCUGCAAUCAUAAAUUGUUCCGAUUAACAUGUUGUGCUUUCUUGUUUUCAUUUUUGCAAUUCUGUUUGCAUCUCUGAUAGAUUAAUCAGGCUGAGGACCCAGGAUCAAAAACUGUAUCCAUGUUGUGGAUUUGAUACAGUUUGCUUCAUGAUAAGAGGUCACCUUUAGGAAGGCCAGAGUUGCACUUAUUGGCUAUUCCAAAUAAGUGAUGAAAAAUAUCCUGUUUGUGGAUGGGGAGUGGUGGAGGUGAAAGCCUCACAUGACCCAUGGCAAGAAGACUUUUAAUUAUUACGUUUACUACAUGGAACCUUCUCAUCUACUUACUUUGAAGUGAAAAUUAUGACUUCUUUUUGAGGCCAUGACCUAAAUUGAAUUAAAUUCAAGAGAAGCCCUCCCAUGGACUUCUCUGCAGCCAAAGCCUGUGCAUUUCAGUUUUUCCCUUUCUGCUGCAGACAUGUAGGUAUAAAUGGCUCUUAGUGCCACUUAUAUCAACAGAGCCACCUGCAGGGAUGUGUCCCAGUCAAUUCCAUACUCUAUCAUUGUGGGAUGUAGUAACAAUGUGGGAUAAAACCUACAAGAUGAUGGUAAUAGUACACCAAAGCAGAUAUUUUGACUGAAUAAUAAAAACACGUUUUCUUUUAUCUUAACUCUUAUAUGAGAGUUGCUGAUAUAAACCUAAUAAAGUGUAAAUUUUACCCACAACAGGACAGGUUGGAAGAAUGUAAACCUAACUUUUAAAUCAGUUGGUCUUAGUUUUAUUGCCUUGUAAAUUUUUAUUGUGUGUCUUCAUGGAGAGAAAGUUCUCUUUCCUUACUUUGUUUUGUUCCAAAUGAACACCUUCUUCCCUUAUUCCUUAGAGUUUUAAAUUGAACAUUUAAGGAAGGGGAAAGCUUAGUAAAAUCCCUAUUUCACAGACUGGAUAAAAAGGCGGAGGACGAUAAAAAUGCCUGUAUGAGUGGCACGCUAUUUCAUUCAAAGACUUCUUUUAAGGCAUUCUAUUUUGUGAGGGAUUCUAAGAGGGAAAAGAUAUAUGGAUUUUGUUGGAUGAACAUCUCUAGAUUUAUAGAAUAAAUCUAUUACGUCUCCCUGAAGAUGUAAAUGCCCAUUUUCAUACGUAGAAACAGUGAUCAUAUGUUUGUCACCUUAAACUAAAAUAUACAUGCUUGAAAUCAAUGAAGCAGCAUUUUUCAUUACUUGCUGCAUUUCUAUGGGGAUAAAAAAAAAUGGUGGCACCGAAGUGCGCUAAAAUGUCAUAGAACAUUGUGCUGUCCCUUUUUGAUUCUCUAUGCCAUUGUGUGAUUUUCACCUCACUGUUAAUAAAGACUUUUUAAAAUAAAGUGAGGAAAAUAUUUUUUAAAAGAAUUUGUAUUAAAAAAGUUAAAAACUGACAACAAUAUACUGAUUUUUUUUUCAACAGUAAAUAUAUGUAGAAGUGCACAUAA